Molecule: messenger RNA, 283 nt
Organism: Racocetra fulgida
Lineage: Eukaryota; Fungi; Glomeromycota; Glomeromycetes; Diversisporales; Gigasporaceae
Source: the annotation of a GenBank genome assembly
AUGAAAUAUUCAAUUUUUUGUAAACGCUUAAUCAAUAAUUAUUUCGAUUUAACGUCAAUACAAACAACAGAACCAUCGAGUGGUCCAAUUUAUACAACAUUCACUAACUAUCGACUUGGGAAUUUGGCAGAAAGAUCUGAUUUAUUUUUUACAUCUCCACCACCAACAUAUCGUAAUGAUUUACCACCACCUUAUUCUACAAAACCAGAGACUUCUAAUGUUUCUGAAAGUAUACCUGAAAAUCCUCAUUCUACAAAACCAGAGACUUCUAAUGUUUCUGAAU